This is a messenger RNA of Rhododendron vialii, 1189 nucleotides long. RefSeq names its product diacylglycerol O-acyltransferase 2D-like. Gene Ontology annotation, molecular function: diacylglycerol O-acyltransferase activity. Gene Ontology annotation, biological process: triglyceride biosynthetic process. The record is from RefSeq and is a predicted model, not a curated record. Gene Ontology annotation, cellular component: endoplasmic reticulum membrane. The coding region runs from base 52 to 1050 and encodes 332 amino acids. Lineage: Eukaryota; Viridiplantae; Streptophyta; Magnoliopsida; Ericales; Ericaceae. The transcript is spliced from 9 exons.
UCGGCCGUCGUUGUUCAAAACCGUUCGAAACUUUUUCGGUCAAAUUCUCAGAUGGAGACGGAGCAGAGUAACGGAAUACUGCCACAGCUGCCGCCCGUCGAGGAGGCGCCGCCGCCAACAGAGCUCAGGGGCUCACAAGGCUCAGCCCUUCAAACUUUUCUGGCCCUGGUUUUGUGGCUUGGAGCUAUCCACUUCAACUUCGUUAUCGUCUUGGCUUCUUUUCUCUUCCUUUCCCUUCCCAUGUUCUUAUUGGUAUUGGGUUUGCUUAUGGUACUAAUGCUGAUUCCAAUAGACGAUAAAAGCAAAUGGGGCCGGAGACUAUCAAGGUAUGUUUGCAAGCAUGUUUGUGGCUACUUUCCAUUGAUUCUUCACGUCGAGGAUAUGAAAGCUUUCGAUCCGAACCAGGCCUAUGUUUUUGGUUAUGAGCCGCAUUCAGUCUUGCCUAUUGGUGUCGUUAUGCUUGCUGACCUCUCAGGUUUUAUGCCUCUUCCCAAAAUUAAGGUCCUCGCAAGUACUGCUGUGUUCCACACACCAUUCCUGAGGCAUAUGUGGACUUGGUUGGGGCUGUCCCCUGCAACAAGAAAAACUUUUGUCUCACUCUUGGCAGAUGGUUAUAGCUGCAUCUUGGUGCCCGGUGGAGUCCAAGAGAUAAUUCAUAUGCAACACGAUUCUGAGGUUGCGUUCCUCAAGUCAAGAAGAGGAUUCGUACGGAUAGCCAUAGAGACAGGCCGGCCCUUGGUUCCAGUGUUUUGUUUUGGUCAGUCAAACGUCUUUAAGUGGUGGAAGCCUGGAGGGAAACUAUAUGUGCAGUUAUCUAGGGCCCUUAAAUUCAGCCCAAUUGUCUUCUGGGGAAUAUUUGGGUCUCCUAUACCCUUUCAACAUCCAAUGCACGUGGUGGUCGGUCGACCAAUUGAAGUUCAGAAAAAUCCACAACCCACCAUGGGAGAGGUGAAUGAAGUGCACAGCCAGUUUGUCGAAGCGCUUCAAGACCUUUUCGAGACGCACAAAGCAAGGGUGGGCUAUGCUGAUCUUAAUUUGAGAGUUCUUUGAUCAAUGCUUUGAUUUCGCCGCCUCCUCCUUCUUCCCCGUGUCUUCUUUGUUGUCCAUGCCAUCUGUUGUAUCUUCUUUGUUGUCCAUUUGUUGUAUCAUCGACACAUUUCCCCGAUUUAUUUGCUUCAUCAUUUAGCUA